UUGUUUUCUUUUCUCUUUCCCUAUCUUUGGCGUGAGGAUGUUAUUAAUACCCACAUCUCCUUCUCUUCUUCACUUUUCUUCUUCAUAAUCAAUAACCAAACCCCGAAACUUUUUUUAAUUUCCUUUAAAAUUUUUUGUUUUUCCCUUAUGACCCUUUUUCUGUCUCCUGUUUCCUUCUUCAUCUAUGCCUCUCUCUUCCUUUUUGCAUUGAAAAUAAUCUUGCCUUACUGUUGUUCUCAAUUCAUGUUGAAGUACUUUUGUAAAAAACGUGUUCUCUCUCCUCCUUUUUCCAAAUGUGGGUUAGGGUUGAUCACCAAUGAAACAACAGCUAGUGUUAAUCCAAAUGUUAUUGAGUCCUCAUCACUGCUACUCAACAUUAAACCUAUGACACCAACAACAUCACUGCCGUCCAAAAAGAAAGACCCUGGUGGGAUAGGAUUUAUAGAUGAUAUGGGUAGUGGGGUUGAUGGACUUAUGUCAUGUACGGAAAGUUUGGGGUUUGAGAGUUGUGAUGAAAGAAGGGUUGAUGAUGGUGGUGAUGACGAUGAGAAUGAUGGUGAUCAUCAACAUAUGGAGUUUUGUGAAGGGGAAAGGGAUAGAUGGAGAAGGAAAAAGAUCAGUGAAGAGAAGAGAUCAGAAAGGAAUAAGAAGAAGUUUCCACCACCACUUUCUUCAUUGAACCAGAAUGGUCAGCCUUGUUUUUAUCUAAAGCCUGUAAGGAAAAAUGGGAAGUUGGAGAUAACUGAGGUUAGAAUACAAAGACCUGAGAUUUUACGUGCUGUCAGGCAAAAUGGUCGCUUGAGAUUGCAUCUUGUUAGCAGUGACGCUUGCCCCAAAAUCAAUGAAGGAGAAGAAGAUGAAGAUGAAAACGAAGAGACAAAGCGAGAAGAACAAGAACAAUUAGAAUUCCAUUUGCAAGAAGUAGAAGAAGAAGGAGAGAAGAAAGUUGUACAAGUGAGUGGAGAAGGUCGGAGAUGUCAUGAACUGGUUAUGAGCCAUCAUCAUCAUGAUUAUCCUCAUAAUCAUCAUCAUAAUGUCAAUGACCAUCAUAGCUUGCAUUUGUGGAGGCAGCCAUUUGUAACAACAAGGUGAAUGAUCAAAGAGAUGGUAGCCAUGUGUUUCUCUGUUUUUUGGGAAGAUCGAUGUUGUUGGAUUAGUUAAUUUGUUUUUGGAGUUGAGCAGAGACAGAAGGUAAGGACGGAUGCUGUUUUUUAUGCGUACUCAUGGGGGUAUCAUUUUUUAUGCGUACAUAUAAGCUUGAUUGGUGUUAUAUGGUUCACAGUUUGGGAAUAAAAAUUGCAACAGAUGUGUAUCAAAAUUUUCUUUUCUUAUUGUUUUUCCUUCGCAGAAAUGAUCAAAGAAAGGAUCCAUCUAUGUUUCAAGAUUGGAAGACAUUGGUUGUUUGAUCGGUCUGAGAAGACUUCAGAAUGUAGGGCCAAGUUAAUUCAGACGUGCUUCCCUCUAUAAGAUUACAUUAUGCUUGACA
This is a messenger RNA of Durio zibethinus, 1486 nucleotides long. RefSeq lists its product as uncharacterized. The record is from RefSeq and is a predicted model, not a curated record. Lineage: Eukaryota; Viridiplantae; Streptophyta; Magnoliopsida; Malvales; Malvaceae.